Desarmillaria tabescens is the source of this 1397-nucleotide messenger RNA. RefSeq lists its product as uncharacterized. The record is from RefSeq and is a predicted model, not a curated record. NCBI's taxonomy places the organism in Eukaryota, Fungi, Basidiomycota, Agaricomycetes, Agaricales, Physalacriaceae. The transcript is spliced from 4 exons. The annotation marks the transcript as partial. Gene Ontology annotation, molecular function: protein binding.
AUAUCACAGCGGCGUGAGGGACUGUAGUAUGUGGCACGUUUUGUGGUGGUACAUAGCCCCAGCGUUCCCUUUUGGACCUCGACCGGUUAUCUAUCUAUCUUUCCUGAGACCUGGCGUCAGAGGAAUAAGAUCCUGUUUCUCCUUGCUACCUCAAGAACUAAUUGACUAUAUCCUUGAUUUUUUGGUCAAUGACGCUCGGUCCCUCAAAGCCUCCUCUCUGGUCUGCCAUUCUUUCCUCCACCGAACUCGUGUUCAUCUGUUCUGGCGAUUUCGCAUCACUGAUGCCCACUCCUUGAGCGAGCUUCACGAGAUGUUCCGAAAGUCUCCCCAGAUACCUCACCAAGUCAGACAAUUAACCCUUCACGAUGUUACGAGCGAUAGAGUACGAGACUCCGAGCACCUUGCACCUGUGAUCUCGUCGCUCUCUUGCUUGCAAACCAUCAUGUUCAUCAACAUUAAGUGGACAUUGCUGCCACAGGCCUCACAAGACGCACUCUCUUCACACGCUUUCCAAACCAUCCUCUUGCGUAAUACCGAUAUGACCACAUCCGACUUACGUUCCCUCGUCUCUAGCUCUCACGACAGUCUUGAUGGGCUCGAGCUGAAUGGAACACAAGUCACCGGGUCUUUUCAGUGCAGCGUAGGAUCCUCUCUACGUAUACAGACUCUGUCUCUAUGUUAUGCGCCUCUUCGCUACGAGUUAUUUUCACAGACCCUGCCCUCUUUUCUUCCAUUGGGGCAUGUCCACACCCUCCAUGUGUUGUUGCCAGAUCUUUCCUCGACGCGCUGUCUCCAAAAGGUGCUCAGUGAGCAGCUCUGUUCACUUCAGCACCUUAGAGUUACACAUCCACCGGGGUUUUGUGAUUUGGAACGUCUUACGUUGUCUUAUCGCCUUCCAAUUUCAGGGUUACUAUCCCUUAUCGUGGAGCUAUGGGACUUCUACGAGCGUCCCAUUGAUCAACAUCUGAAGUGGUGGAUAGAGAAUAUCAGGCAAUGCUCAGUGAUCGAGCGGGUCACCUUCCGCCUUCCAUUGUAUGACUAUUUAUGUGAUUACGGGGCCUGGAAGAUUUUGGAUCGCUAUCUGUGUGAGGAGGGGAGUAAUCCUUGCCUCAAAGAUGUCGUAAUUGACCUGGACGCGAACUGGCCAACCUUUCCAUUCGCUAAAUCUGCCAAGCUCGCUAUGGAGGGUCAGUUCACGGAUAAGCGAGUUCGUGUUGUGGUUACAAGUCGGUCUUUCCUGAUGUUUCGAAUUGUUCUGGGCUCUGACGCGGUUGCAGAUUAGUAUAAGGGUUACGUUCUUCUCCCAAGUGUAGAAUGGCAGUGUUUGGACGAUUAGUAGUAACUUGUCAUCCGUGUUCAAUCCAAGAAUGUUCAUUUCAGCCGGGAGCUGCCAUUGG